Paramecium pentaurelia is the source of this 1197-nucleotide messenger RNA. Lineage: Eukaryota; Ciliophora; Oligohymenophorea; Peniculida; Parameciidae. The record is from the annotation of a GenBank genome assembly.
AUGGAAUUCCUUGCAAUUCUUACCCUAAUAUUCUUAAUAAUAGGUGCAUCAUUGUACUUAUUAGUAUGUGUUGAUCCUAACUCCCCAGGAUUGUUAGGGAUAAUGAAUAGAUUUGUAUUCAACACUAUUCCAACAAUAAUCAAGUAAAUAAUAUACAUAAUACCUAGAAAAAUAUUGGGAGAACGUAUAUUCACAAUAUUCUAAAGAGCAGUAGAUUAUUUCUUCUAUUCAAAUCAUCCAUUAGUAUAAAUAUUCUAUGUUUUGGUUGCAGUGGGAGGAUAUUUGGUAUAUCUGUAUUUUGGAUUUCUUGAAUUAUUUGGUAAUAAUCCUUUUGUGUCCCAUUUGGAUACAUCAAUUGGAUCAACAAUGGCACUCUUUUGUUUCUAUUCUUUUUUUUAAGCAUGUCGAUAUAAACCAGGAAUAAUUACUAAAGAGAAUAAUAAAGAAUAUGUAAAUGAAUUUAAAGAAUACUAUGAUAAUGUAGUAUAUUUGAAAGAAAAUCAAUGCAAAACAUGUAAUAUCAUAAAGCCAGCAAGAAGUAAACAUUGUAGAGUAUGCAAUGUAUGUGUAAGUAGAUUUGAUCAUCAUUGUGUAUGGAUUAGAUAAUGUGUUGGAUAAAAGAAUUAUAAAUACUUUGUCAAAUUCAUCAUAACUCAUGCUAUUCUAUGUGAUUAUGGAGCUUAUUUAGGUUUUCGUUGUAUUUGGGGAAUUAUUGUUAAAGAGAAACUCUUAGAAGCAUAAUUCAGGUAAUUUAUUCUUUUUCAAUAUAGAGAUCCUGUGACAAAGUAGAGAUUGUAAGCUACUUGGGGGAUUAUAGUAAAGUAUUUGUUCUACAAAAACACUAUGUAUAUUUUCAUUGUCAUUCUAUGCAUUGUUAUGGGUAUUGCAUUAACAUGUUUUGCUCUUUAUCAUCUUUAUAUGAUUGGAUAAAAUACUACUACAAAUGAAAGAAUGAAGAGAAGUGAUUUUUUGAAUUUCUUUGAUGAAGAAACUGAAAGAUUAGAAAAACAAUUAAAAGAUGCACAAACUCCAGAAGAUAUUAAAUAGGUGACAUCGAAAUUAGAAUAAGUUAAAUAAUGUUAAAAUAGGAUAAUUCCAGCUAAAUCUAUAGGAAUAUGGUAGGGAUUGAAAAGAGUGUUUAAUGAACCAGAUGAAUUGGAUUAAACGAUUAAAAUAAAAAAUAGAAAAAAAUAAUGA